GUGGCAGCUUGCGAGCAAAGGGGCUGUCUCCACGGACGCCCGGCUGCCUCUCCACCUCCGGGAGAAACCCCAGGUGGCACCGCGACGGGCGCUCAUCCCAAACGCGACGCGACGGUACCAACAAUGGAGCCAACCGAUGAAGCAAGCGUCUCGAACCGCUUCGACGCGUUCUUGGGAGAGCUCGACGGCCUCACGCCGACCACCGAGAAGCAGAUCGAGAAGAGAUUAAGGGAGCUGCGCAACGUGAAGCGCGGCAAGCCCGCGAGGAAGCCGACGAAAAAACGGCAGCAGCGAAACAGGACAAACAAGCUCGCCCGGCCGCUGAACCCGAUCACGAAGCCCGAGGCCCCGAUCGCGCAAGAGCCGUCCACGACAUUACCGCCGCUCGCCCCGGCCAACAAGGAAGCCGCUCUGGAGGCGAAGAAACGGCUGGCAUCACAAGACGCGAAACAAGCGUCCUGCCCCGACUUGGACUCCGGUGCGACCUGCUGGGGGUUAGUGCCCGACCGAACUUCUUGUAGAGUGCCCUGUACCUUAUCGGUGGUGGCCUCGCCGCCCACGCUCGUCUGGCAUUCUUCGAACGAAGACGGCAAGGUCCAGCGGAGGGCGUGGCGCUGGGGCGACCUCAACGAGGACGGCGAGCCGGGCUGGGUCGGGCUGGACCGAGCUACGAGAAGAUUGUUGGAAAAGAGGUUAUGCGGCCCGCAGAGCGAAGUAAUAGAGGACGACAGCUACGUCGAAGCCCGUAGGCACCGGCAUUUCACAAAGAAGCCGCUCGUCGUCCUCAAAUGUACGACGGCGUUCCUCUCGUCGAUGCACCACCAGGCCGCGAAACGAGCCGCGGACGCCGUCGAGAAAGCUCCUCCAGAUACCUCGAGUGGCCAGCACGCCUGCGCCUUCUACACGAAACCCAAGGCCGCGCGCGCCGCGCUGCAAGCCUUAUUAUUCACGGAGCCCGUCGGUGAUGCCGUGGGCGAGGCGGGCGUCGUCUUGCAGCGUUAUAUAUCAUCAAAGGGCGGCAAGCCGUGGAUUUGUAGAGCUCUGGUGGACGCGCGGGCCGCCGCGAACCUCCAGUGGAAGCUGAGGCGGGGCGAGGAGAAUACGAAAAUCGACGCGGGGCCCUGGGCUCACGGAGGCGGGCAGCCCGAGGCCUGGGUCCUCUCGGAGUCGUCUCAGGAGGAAGUGGCCACCUCCACGGCAAGGUGCGUCGAGGGCACGUGUUCGGUCGUGCGGAGCGUGCCCGGGAGUCAAGCCUGGACCGACGCCAAGGUCUGCACGGCAAGUGUGUUGCGGGGCCUGAACCAUGUCCUCGGUAAUCAGUUGACAGCGAUCGCGUGCGACUGCGUCCAAGAUGAAAGAGGGCGCUGGUCCGUGUUGCAGAUCAAAGGUAUCAGAGGUACCUUUGACCGUAACGAGGUCUGGAUGCCGCGCAAGAAGAUCAUUGUUGAUAAAGAGGAGCCGUUUCAAGCGGUAGAAUGUGAAGGCGCAUAUUGCGACCGCGAGAUCCCGGAAGAACGCCUCCACGAGUACCAGGACGCCAUGGCGCGCGACCUGAGGUUCUCAAUACCGCGAAAAGUGGUCCUGGACAAGCCCCGCGAUGGAGAAGCGCGGCCCACUGCGGCAGCUUUGGUGAAGAUGUCGCGGCGGCAGCGCCUGGCCCUGUACGACGCCGUCAAAGUCUGCGCGCACUGCCACUUCGUCUACUGCGGGCCGCCGACGCAGCGUGUGUUACAAAAACCGCCUCCCACCAGAGAACGCGUGGAGAAGACCGCGGAGAUGAUCGACGAAGGUUUAACGGCGGCGGCGGCGCGGAGUCCGGACACGGACCAGCCUCCGACCAUCCUCGCCGAUCUGUUGAAUGCGACCUCGUUACCGAAACAAGACGAGGAGGCGUUUAUUGGGGACGCCAAGGACAAGGAGAUCCGCGACUUACGGCGGCAGAUCGCGGAGCUCACGAAGAGCGUCCCGGCGCCGCCGCCGUCCGCGCCGCCGAAGCCGGGGCCGGCCGAUCCCAAUUCCUGGAUCUUCCAGCUCGGCGUGAGUCCCAAGAAGGAAGAAGAGGAGCCCGAGGGCCCCGACGCCGCCGCGGCGAUCCGCGGCGCCGAGGGCGAGCUCGACGCCAUCUUCUCGUCCGCGGGGCAGUUCCUCGACGACCUCGACAUCAUCUUCGAGGAGGGCGAGCGCCAGGGGUAUGAGGGGGAGGGGCUGGCCGGCAUCCGCGUGUAAGACAUGUGUUGUUAUUA
This is a messenger RNA of Pelagomonas calceolata, 2243 nucleotides long. The record is from the annotation of a GenBank genome assembly. Lineage: Eukaryota; Pelagophyceae; Pelagomonadales; Pelagomonadaceae.